AUGAUCGAAGGUGUCGAUGGACAGUAUUAUCUCAAAGCUGGUGCCAUUCCACUUCCAGGUUUUUGGCGUCUAGAAGAUAAAUUCAAUAUGCCACUCGCCGAAAUUCAUACGUCUGGCAAUGUAGCACAAUUUCGAGAAAAGUUACAGCAAGGUAUGGAACGAUUCUUUCAAAAAAUGAUGCCUGAGCAAGCAGUUGUUCGAUACAAUUAUUCAAUUCAAACAGACGGUGAACUGGCUUGGUCAAGUUCGAUCGGAUCUGAAGAUACAUUUGGCUUCGGACGAAAAGAUGCACGACCGAAUCCAUCUAUCGAAAACAUACAUUUCCGUAGUGAGAGGCAAGCGCUUCGACGAUUACCACGUAGCGGAGCCAUUCUUUUUACAAUUCGUACUUAUUUCCUGCCAAUCAUCGAUAUUGCUCAAGAACCUGGUGUUCCUGGGCGAUUGGCCUCAGCCUUACGAAGUUGGCCUGACGAAAUCGUCCGACACAAAGGAAGGAAGGCCUACGAAAACGUUCUUUUGAAAUAUCUUGACGAAAAGCAUGCAGAACAGUGUGCAAACGGCCUUGAAUUGAAUAAUUCAAAUACGUAUCCAUUCUAA
Rotaria sordida is the source of this 597-nucleotide messenger RNA. NCBI's taxonomy places the organism in Eukaryota, Metazoa, Rotifera, Eurotatoria, Philodinida, Philodinidae. The record is from the annotation of a GenBank genome assembly.